Molecule: messenger RNA, 2901 nt
Organism: Ilex paraguariensis (yerba mate)
Lineage: Eukaryota; Viridiplantae; Streptophyta; Magnoliopsida; Aquifoliales; Aquifoliaceae
Source: the annotation of a GenBank genome assembly
AUGGAGUAUACGUUAUUGUUGUAUUUGUUGAUACUCUUGGGUUCUCUGCAGCUUCACUUUCAGAGCCAUGGAAGUUCAGCUUGCUUGGAAGAAGAGAGGAUUGGGCUUCUGAAACUGAAAGAUUCCUUUAUUCAAGCAAAUGGGUCUGCUCUUUCUUCAUGGGGUGUUGAAGAUGGAGAUUGUUGCAGGUGGGUAAGGGUCAGCUGUGAUAAUAUCACAAAGCAAGUGGUAGAACUCUCCCUCAAUCGUACAAGACCACUGGGUUUGGGUUUCACAGAAGGUUGGAUCCUCAACGCCUCCCUGUUUCUUCCCUUCCAAGAACUACAGAGUCUAGACUUGUCAGGAAACCUCUUGAAAGAAGAUGAUAUGCUUUCAAGGCUUGGCACCAAAAGUCUAAAGGCAUGCCUGCAUCAUUUGAUGACUUGUCGAGAGAAAGUCAAGAAGCCAAGGUGCACCGAUUUCCAAGGUGUACUUAGAUUAAGCAAGCUACAAGUUCUGGAUUUGAGCUGGAACAGAUUUACAGAAAUCCCAUCCUUGGGUGCACUGCGGUCCUUAAAGUUUCUAUACCUUCAUUCAAAUCAGCAUAUGAAAAAUUCUUCUCAUUUUCAAGAGAUAACUACUUUGAGGAAUUUGGAGAGCUUGCACCUUGGUUAUAAUGAUAUGGCUGGUGAGAUUCCUCCCUCCAUUGGUGCUCUGACCUCUCUCAAGGCCUUGUCACUCACCAGCAAUAAACUAAAUGGCUCCUUACCUGUAGAAGGCUUUUGCAAAUUGAGGUGUCUGCAAGAGUUGGAUCUGAGCAUAAACAAUUUCGAAGGGAAUCUUCCGUCAUGUCUCAGCAAUUUGACCUCUCUUCGACUUCUUAAACUUUCUGAGAAUAGCUUCGGAGGAACCAUUCCUCCCACUCUCUUUCCCAGUCUCAAGUCACUUGAAUACGUUUCCCUUUCUUACAACCAUUUUGAAGGUUCACUCUCAUUCAGUUCAUUUGCUAACCAUUCCAAACUUGAGGUCUUUGAACUCGACAGCCAUAACAACAAUUUGAAGGUAGAGACAGAAAAUCCAGCUUGGAAACCUCUAUUUCAGCUGAAAAUCUUUCGAUUAUCCAACUGUAAACUCAACGAGCCAACUGGGGCUUUACCCAGCUUUCUUUUACAUCAAUAUGACUUGACAGCAGUGAACCUUAGCCACAAUAGCAUUAUAGGGAAGCUUCCAAUCUGGUUACUCAUUAAUAAUACAAGACUAAAAUUCCUUAGUCUUGCAAAUAACAUCUUGACGGGUACUCUCAUGUUGGAUUCUAACUCAAAAAAUCUUGAAAUGUUUUGGAUUGAUGUCUCUAUGAAUCAUAUCCAGGGCGAGCUUCCAUCUUUUAUAGGUUCUUCCCUCCCAAAUCUGCUCCUUUUGAACAUGUCUAACAAUGCUUUGCAAGGUAGGAUUCCCCCCUCCUUCGGAGAUAUGGGAAGGUUAGAUUUGUUGGACUUGUCGAAUAAUAAUUUCUCCGGGCAACUACCAGAGCAUUUGGUCAUGGGCUGUGUCUCAUUGAGAAUUUUGAAGCUAUCCAACAAUAAUUUGCAUGGCCAAUUACUUCCAAAAAGAUCUAAUCUCACAAGACUAUUUUAUCUAUUUUUGGGCAACAAUCACUUCUCAGGAGAAAUCUCGGGUGGACUUCUGAACAGCUCCUACCUGCAAUUGUUGGAUUCAAGCAGUAACUUACUCUCAGGCAAAAUUCCUGAUUGGAUUGGAAACUUUAAGUUUUUAUCUUCUAUUAUUCUGUCCAAAAAUUCAUUGGAGGGCUCUAUACCAAUGAGCUUCUGCAAACUUAAACGACUACGCUUCUUGGAUCUUUCUUCGAACAACUUCAUUCAUAGCAUGCCUUCCUGUGUAAAUCUGUCAUCUCUGAGAUAUCUACAUUUGCAAGGCAACACAUUAACUGGACACUUACCAAAUGUUCUAUCUACGGCUUCCUCCCUGGUGACAUUAGAUUUGAGGGAUAACAAAUUUUCAGGAAGAAUUCCAAGUUGGAUCAGCUUACUCUCAAAUUUGAGAGUUCUUCUUUUGAAAGGAAAUGAUCUUGAAGGUUCUAUACCUUUUGAACUAUGUCAGCUUAUUAUUCUCAGCAUAGUAGAUCUUUCUCACAACAAUCUUUCUGGGUCAAUACCCUACUGCUUGCCUAGCAUACCAUUUGGGAUGAAAAUAAAUUUUGAUGACACAUUUCGUACUGGUCAAUACGGGAGGGUGUCAUAUGAAUCCUACACAAGGUAUUCAUAUCGAAGUCAGCUCGAGGUGGGCCAAUAUAUUGUUGAUGGCUAUUCCACAUCAGAUGAGGUAGAAGAAGUGGAGUUUAUAACAAAGAGCAGGGCUGAAUCAUACAGAGGAAACAUUUUGUACUUCAUGUCGGGGAUCGAUCUCUCCUGGAAUAAAUUGACUGGUCCAAUUCCACCUGAAAUUGGACACCUGAGUGGCAUUCAUACUCUGAACCUGUCACACAACUGUUUAAAUGGAUCAAUUCCGGAAACAUUUUCACUUCUGAAACAAGUACAGAGCCUGGACCUAUCCCACAACAGAUUGAGUGGCCAAAUUCCCUCACAGUUGGUAGAGUUGAACUUUUUAUCAGUCUUCACUGUGGCUUGCAACAAUUUAUCAGGUAGGACACCAGACAUGAAAGCACAGUUUGCUACAUUUGAAGAAAGCAGCUAUGAGGGCAACCCUAUUCUUUGUGGACUGCCACUGCAGAGAAGUUGCACCACCAGCAGAAUAUCGCCAUCAGCACCACCACCUUCAAGAUCAAGCAAUGGAGGUGGGUUCACUGGUGGUGGUACCAGUGGCGGUGGCGCUUCACUAGUGGAGACUGCGAUUAGGGUUAGGGAUUUGGGAGUUGGGCGUAUGGGAGUCACAGACUCACAGUAG